Molecule: messenger RNA, 2642 nt
Organism: Linum trigynum
Lineage: Eukaryota; Viridiplantae; Streptophyta; Magnoliopsida; Malpighiales; Linaceae
Source: the annotation of a GenBank genome assembly
GGCGAAGGAGAAGAAGAACCUGCUGUUUCGUAUAAGCCGUUUUAUCGAGUUCCAAAACAGGGCAGCCCCUGUUUGUACUUUGCAGCUGCUGUUUGUGUUUGAAGUUUUCGGUUCUACACCAAAAUAUGGUGGAGAGCAGUGUAGAGGCAAGGAAGAUGAAAAUUCGUGUCCAAGAGGAGCAGCCAGCAGUCGUUUUUAAGCAUCGAGAAUCCGAUGAGCAGCGUGAUAAUCUAUUUCACAGCCGAUGCUUUGUCGAAGGCAAGUUAAUUUCGUUCGUGAUCAAUGGAGGUUGCUGCUCAAACAUCAUCAGCCUAUACGCCGUUCAAAAGCUUGGAUUGACGACACAAAGGCAUCCAGCACCUUACCAACUCAGUUGGAUCAACGAGCAUGGAACAAUUAAUGUGACGAACCAAGCGGUGGUUCGUUUUCAACUCGGCAGCUACGAAGAUGAGGUAAUUUGUGAUGUUGUGUCGAUGAAUUAUGUUCACCUAAUACUGGGUCGACCUUGGCAAUUCGACAGAGGGGUUACCCAUAAUGGUUGGGAGAAUUCCUACACAUUCAGAUACAAAGGUAGGAAAAUCAAGCUGAAACCUCUUUCUCCAGACGACGUUUACACUGAUCAGAAGCAAAUAGAGGAGAAUCAAAACGAAGGAAAGGAGCCUCGGGCUCAAUUAUGGAUUAAAAGAUGUAUUGGAUUCAAUUUCCUGAGCUUUCGAAAGCUCCAGAGGGAAUUUCCCACGCCAGAAACGACAGCCAGCAACGACCUCUGCUUUUCUGAUGUGAAACAGAGUUCCGCCUUCAGAAGUCCUGCCGACGUCGUAGAAGCAAAGCCGGUACACGAUGUGGCCAAAAACGUGUGCUUGGACAUUGGAGGAACAACGAAGAGUCUUGAGAAAUCUCCAGAGCUGGUUGGAGACGAUCAAGCUCCUCCCUCGACGACUCUGCCACCACACUGCUAUUUUACAGAAAAACAGAGUGUAAAGAACGACGAUCUCGUCAUGGCUACUGGGGAUGAUUCAAGUGCAGCCAUUGAAUUCGAAACCUUCCAAGAAAUCCCAAGAACGAAUUCUCGGGGAGAAGAGUUGUCGAAUUCAGCUGAAAAGAAGAAUUCGAUUCAGGCCAAAAUACCUCUGGAAACGGCGGUACAGAGCAGGAGAGAGGGGGAUUUGGGUGGAGAAGUGGGAAGUCGUUCAGAUCCAACCAGUGGUGCCGAAACCAUCUAUGGAGGACCAGGAAGCUUUUCCCUGGAAUGGAAUCCAUCGAAUGCUUCUGAAUCGAAGGAACCCAUUCUAGCUAAAUCUGCUCUACAAAAGCUCGGUAACGGCAAGGAAACGACUGAAGUGGGUGGAGCAAUCGACGAUGAUUCGGACCAAAUGGAAGUUUCAGACACGUUUUGGAAGGAUCCAGGAAGCUGUAGAGAGCUUCAAUUCGUCUCGAAGCAACUGGGAAUUAAAACCCCCAAAAUCGACUUGGUUUUUCUAUGUUGCGGAUAUUCAAAUUCCGGCGACGGCGGGAAGAGGAAACUCAUCGAUUCGACGAGAAUGGUGAUGAAUCAAGGCUGGAAAAGGGAUCUAAAUUUCAAUCGGAGGCCUGGAGAGGACGUGGGAGUUGAUGAAUUGGAUUGGGAAUGCUUCAAUUCGAAAACCCCAAUUUGUUCAAAGGAGUUCGUGUGCAAAGAAGAGCUCCGACGACGAGCUAACUAUUUUGAUCCCUUUCAGGUGCAAUUGAUCGGGGAUAAAGGGUUUUUUCAGGCCCAGGAAGAGUUCACAACCGCACUGCAAGCUUCAAAGGUGUUGGAAGAGCUCGAAGGUCGAUUUGAAUCUGUAAAUUUUCUGCCGCAAAAGAUGUUCGAGCAGCCCACUUUCGAUCCAAUUUGGGAUCAAUUCUGUGAACGAUUUGAGCAACGAAAUGCUAAAGUGUUGAGGGCAACACUUUUUCAAGAGGGAGGGCCUGAUAUGAUCCCAAAUUGCCCACAAUUCACGUCACAAUUACUUGACAAAGAAGCUAUCAAAGUUGGGAAGAAGAAGGGCAGAAUUUGGUUAAGUGUUGGAACAGUGUCAAGGUACAUACUUUGGAGGCAUGGUUCUCGCAAUUGGCUCGAUGGAAAUUCAGUCUUAAGGAUUCGUUUUGCAGAUAAAGUUUCCAUCUAUCCAAUGGUAUGCUUGAUGGAUUCAAAUGAUGUCAUUAAGGUUGUUUUCCAAGGCCUCAAAGUUGCUACCUCAAAACUGGAAAACUGCCAGAAAAUGACUAAGGCAGAAAACUGUUCUGUGAGGCCUACUUUGGAGCUCAACUCAAGGCGCAUGGAUGGGAUUCAAGUCAAAAGGCUUCCACAAAAUGAAACUAGGUAUGUUUGUGAACAAAGGGAAGGAAUUGGAUGAAAGAUUGGAAUUUGGGAAGGCCUCGAACGAAAGGCGCGAAGUUAGUACGAAAGCUGCCUUUUGACUGUUUUGCUGGCAGCUUACUUGCACUUGAAGAAAGAGAGUUUAAACCCGAAUUUUAUGUCCUUUUUAGUGUAGAAUUUUACCUUAAUUGUUUUCUACUUCUAUUAUGAUUGUAUUAGGUUUUAUUUGCCUUUAAAUACCGUUCUAUUUCGUUGUAAAAUUCAGAGUUGAUUGAAUAGAAAAGAAACCGUUUGGUUUGUG